This is a messenger RNA of Orussus abietinus, 1414 nucleotides long. RefSeq names its product motile sperm domain-containing protein 1. The record is from RefSeq and is a predicted model, not a curated record. Gene Ontology annotation, cellular component: cytoplasm. NCBI's taxonomy places the organism in Eukaryota, Metazoa, Arthropoda, Insecta, Hymenoptera, Orussidae. The transcript has 6 exons. The coding region runs from base 184 to 828 and encodes 214 amino acids.
UGUGUGUAAAAAAACUUUCUCUGCGUAUAGUAAACGUCAUUAUUUAUGCACAUUUUUUUAUUUCUUUGUCAUUGGUUUAGGCACUAAAAUUAUAGUCGUGGUAUAAAACUCUUUUAAAUUAUAUCAUACGUCGGUUAAGUAAACAAUAAAGGUGCAUGGCCUAUUCAAAGAACGAGAAAAAAAAUGCAACCUCAGUUAGCCGUUACUCCAAGAAAAUUGCCAGUAUUUGUCUUUCCACAGAGUGUCACGUUUUACUUGGAUGAUCAGUCGACGCACAAGCAAAUUUUAACUCUGUACAAUCCUUAUGACUUUGCAGUGAAAUUUAAAGUUUUGUGCACUGCACCAGAUAAGUACAAAGUCGUUGAUCCAGAAGGUACAAUAAAAUCACGAUGUUGCGUCGAUAUUGUCAUCCGACAUACAGCUCUUAUGAUCGCAAACUGCAACACAAUUGACAAAUUCAGAAUAAAAAUGCAAGAACAUCCUACGAAACAGGCCAUCGGCAAACGGGAUGUCGAAGCUAAAUUGAUCAGUGGAACUAUAGAAACAGCCGGAAGAGGUACUCCGGAUCCAGAUUCGUUUCAGCAGUUUCCAGCAAAUGAACAGAGGCAACAACAGUCCUAUGCACUUAUUGCUCAAAAUAGGACAAUUGAAAGGGAAACGAAUUACGUGGCACUCGUAGCAGGAUUAAUUUGUAUAGUUGGUCUGCUGUUACCCACCCAAGGAGAGAGUACUCACCCAGUGCCAGAUUAUCUUCACCUUUCUUCGCACUUUAAACUUAUAUUAUCAUUUGUUUUAGGUAUGGUUACAAUAAAUGUCUUGAGGCUGUAAAGACAUGGUGGAAUGUAUAAAGCAAAUGUUAUAUAUUAAGUAGAGAUACGGAGCAAAGCACAAUUACUUUAAGACUUUUUUUAAUUUAGAUCUCAUUAUUAAGCAUACUUGACACUAGUCCUAAAGAUUAAGCUCACACCCUACCAUUACGCAAAGAUACCAAUAUUUAUUUACAAAACCCGGGAAACUUAUUUUUUAAUACACAGAAUAUUAUAUAUUAGUUUCUCGAAACUAAAUCAAUUAUCGCCUGUGUCCGCAAAGGGUGACGCGAAUGUUAUGUAUAUAUUGAAAUGGUUCGCGAGUGGCAACAGGAAGGUGUUUCCUUUUUUUAUAUUUACAAUAAUUAUUACGUAUGAUUCAGCGAUUGUUAAUAAGCUGGAAUCAUAUGCGACAUAAGUGAUUUGAAUAAACAACUGCGGCAUGUUCGUGCUGAAAGGUUUCUGGAGAAACACCAUCGAAACGUGAACCUUGAAUUUAAGUUGCAAUUUUUAGUUGCGUACGAUAAAGAAAUUCGGAUAUUUUUAUUAUUCCAUUUUAUACGUGUCCUGAGCAGUCAAUUGGAAUAAAAUGCAACAAUUAAUCCGUG